ACUGCAUCUGUGGUGAGAUCGAUAGUGCUGGUUACAUAACACCGUGCUGUUUGGACCGACGUCCCAUCGGUUCAAUCAAUGUCUUUUUUGGAGUGCGACACCGCUGUCUGAAUUCAUCAUAUGACUGUGCUCGCUCCCGUCGGCGCCUCGUGAGCGCGCGUGCCACAGAGAGAGUAAUGUAGCGCAGACACGGUUGGUUAACUCUUUGUACCGACUAGAAGCUGCACCGACCGGUGCCGGACAAAUGAUCUGACCUUCAGCGAACCGGAGGCUUGAUCUCUACCAUUCAGCCGUUUUCAACACACCACACCGGACUAAUAUCGGAACGUUUUACCGCGUCUGCUCGUUUUCUGUCGUAAACACAUUUUUAUUUGUUAGCGAGAGGUGGCCACGUCCUUGAUUUUUCUGGCCUCGCGGUUUGGAAAAACCUAACACAUUCUGAGUGGUUGUACCCAGGAAUGGAUACUGGAGUUGUCACUGAAAAGAAAAGGGUGAGCUCGGAGCGCAGGAAGGAGAAGUCCAGGGAUGCAGCACGAUCUCGCAGGGGAAAGGAGUCCGAGGUGUUCUACGAGUUAGCAAACCAGCUCCCCCUGCCACACAAUGUCACCUCCCACCUGGACAAAGCCUCCAUCAUGAGGCUGACCAUCAGCUAUCUGCGCAUGAGGAAGCUGCUCAACUCUGAUGAAUCAGAGAAGGAGAAUGAGGUGGAGAGUCAGCUGAACAGCUUUUAUCUGAAGGCCCUGGAGGGUUUCCUCAUGGUCCUGUCUGAAGAUGGAGACAUGGUUUAUCUCUCUGAGAAUGUCAACAAGAGCAUGGGACUCUCACAGUUUGAUCUGACUGGUCACAGCAUCUUUGAAUUUUCACACCCAUGUGACCAUGAGGAGCUGAGAGAGAUGCUGGUCCACAGGACAGGAUCCAAAAAGACCAAGGAACAAAACACAGAGCGCAGCUUCUUCCUGCGCAUGAAGUGCACACUCACUAGCAGAGGUCGCACUGUCAAUAUCAAGUCUGCUACGUGGAAGGUUCUUCACUGCACUGGUCAUGUGCGUGUGCAGGAGUGCGGCGAGGUUUCGGGAGACUCUGGCUUUAAAGAGCCUCCUCUGACCUACCUUGUGCUCAUCUGUGAGCCCAUUCCUCAUCCCUCGAACAUCGAGGUGCCUCUGGACAGCAAGACCUUCCUUAGCCGCCACACUCUGGACAUGAAGUUUUCGUACUGUGAUGAAAGGAUCACAGAGCUGAUGGGAUAUGAGCCAGAUGAUCUGCUGAACAGGUCUGUGUACGAAUACUAUCAUGCCCUGGAUUCAGAUCACCUUACCAAGACACAUCACAACUUGUUUGCAAAGGGCCAGGCCACCACAGGCCAGUACCGCAUGCUGGCUAAGAAAGGUGGUUUUGUGUGGGUGGAGACUCAGGCCACCGUUAUCUACAACCCCAAGAAUUCUCAGCCACAGUGCAUUGUGUGCGUCAACUAUGUUCUCAGUGGCAUUGUGGAGGGGGAUGUUGUCCUGUCCUUGCAGCAGAACAUGACUGAGCCCAAGGCUGAGGAGAAAGAGAACCAGAAGAUGGAAGAUGAGGCCUCUGAGGUGGACAUACUCAAACUCUUCAAGCCAGAAAGCCUCAAGUGUCCCAUGAAGAGCCCUGACCUGUAUGAGAAGCUGAAAGAGGAGCCCGAGGCUCUCAAUGUGUUGGCACCUUCUGCAGGAGACACCAUCAUCUCUCUGGACUUCAACAACUCAGAUUCUGACAUGCAGCUGCUGAAGGAGGUGCCCCUCUACAAUGAUGUCAUGCUGCCCUCCAGCAGCGAGAAGCUGCCCAUCAGUCUGUCUCCUCUGACGCCCACCGACUCCGCCCCAGUUCUGACCAAACUAGACACCGGAGCGGAGGACUUCCCUUUCAGCUCUGCCUCUGAUCGUGGUCCAGACUCCACAAACACACCUUCCACAUCUGGACUGGGCUCCUCGGGGCCUAACAGUCCCAUGGAUUACUGUUUCCAAGUAGACUCAGACAUCAAUUCUGAAUUCAAACUGGACCUGGUUGAGAAACUGUUUGCUAUCGAUACCGAGGCAAAGACCCCUUUUAGCUCCCAGGACAUGGAGGAUCUUGACCUAGAGAUGCUGGCUCCAUACAUCCCAAUGGAUGAUGACUUCCAGCUGCGCAUCCCCUCUCCGCUGGAUCCGCUCCCCUCUGGCCCUCACUCUGUGUCAGCCAUGAGCUCCCUGUUCCAGCCCUUAUCCUCCCCUGCAUCUCCAGCCUCUUCCUCCAGCAGCACAGUGAAACAGGAGCCGUCAUCUCAGGGCCCUUCGCCCUUGCACCUGCUGCAGGAGGUGUGCAAUGCCCCUGUCUCACCCUUCAGUGGCAGUCGGGACGUUUCCCCUGCUCGGUCCUCCACCCCACAGAACAGCAAUCAGCUCAACAAGAGAGAGCUGUCUCCAAAGAUGUUGGCUAUCCAGAACGCCCAACGCAAGAGGAAGCUGGAGGAAGUGACAUCACUUUCUGAGGCUGUUGGACUGAGUGCUUUACUUCAGAGUGUGGACAGUGCUAUAGAGCCUGGAAAGAGGGCAAAGGUUUUAGAGCUUAAAGGAUCGAGUGUGCUUGGAGGAAACAAAACCAUUCUCAUACUGCCCUCUGAUGUGGCCAGUCGUCUGUUGUGCAGUUCUUUAGAGAGCUGCAGUGGGCUGCCUCAGCUAACACGUUACGACUGCGAAGUCAACGCUCCCGUGCAGGACCGCCAUCAUCUGCUGCAGGGAGAGGAGCUCCUGCGUGCUCUGGACCAAGUCAACUGAGCUUUGCUGUGUUUAGCAAUUCCAAACACUGCAUCUCUCUUGCCCCUUGACCCCUGCCCGCCCGAUCCCUGAAAUCUGCCUCCACUUGUCUGCUUUUAUUCCAAGCCCUAAUAUUCUCUAUAAACCCCAGUAUUUAAAAAAUGUACUAGAUAACCUGCACCUUCCAUUGAUCUCGCUAGUGAGCCCAGAGGGAGUACAUCCAUCCCAGUGCGUAGAGGGCCUGGAGACAGACGAGCGUAAUGUAACUUAACAGUGGCAUCAACCAGACAAGAGUUAAGAGCCUUAAUGUGAAAUGCACAUUGACGCACAGAUGCUGAUGCGUAACAAUCUCCCACACUCCCUCUGGAUUCCCUGCUUUUACCUAAAAACCCUCCAUUGUGUUUUAUGCCCCUCCCCAAAGUGUGUGUAUUGUAGCUACAGUCGCACAAUGAUCUAUUUUCUUAAGACAGAAUACCAGCAGUCCAUGCAAUAUACGAAACCAUUUUUACGAAUAUGUACUUUUAAUGAAAGAUUGAACAAUUUAUUUUUUCUCUUCUCUCUUCUGAGUUUUGUUGUGUAACGGUUACGCGAGAGUUCUUUGUGUGCACUCACAGGCUCAACGUCUGGUCGAUGUUUGUGAGUGUUGCUUUCUUAUUUGCUUACAUCACUUUAAGUUUUCUCUUGAACAUCACAGAUAAAUUGUAAAAAAGCCAUUGAAAGUAACGAUGGAGAUUGUGCAAAAAAGGGAAUUCAAAAUCAUGCUGUGGUUUUCUCAUUAUGGUUUUUGUCUCAAAGAGAUUAAAACAGAUUUAUAGUUUAAUUAUGCAAUAGAUUUUUAUAUUUUUAGUGGUCAUUGUUUCUCUGUUUAGUUCUCUUUGUGGUAGAUGCUUAUGGUAAUUCAUGCUUGUGAGAUAUCAUAGCUGGUAACCAUUUUCUUUUUCUGCUUCAUGAGCUGUUUUAGAUCAUGCAAAGCUGAUGUAUCAUUUACAUCCCAGUUUUAUAAGUAUUUAUAAUGGCAUUAGAACAUGAAUGCGUAGUUUUAAGUAAGACGAAACUUUUUUUCAUCAUGCUUUCAAUGGAAUGUCAGCCUGUUGACAAAGUCCUGCAAGUAUUUUAUGACCUUUUAUCCCGUUUUUCAAUAGACAUUUUCUUUUAUGUUAUUGUAAGUCUCAUUUAUCUCUACAGUCUCCAGUCUUUUCCUUUAUUCUUAACACUAAAUGUUUUGUUUAUUGCAUAAUCAGUAAAAGACAAUUGUGGACCAGAA
Molecule: messenger RNA, 4026 nt
Organism: Cyprinus carpio (common carp)
Lineage: Eukaryota; Metazoa; Chordata; Actinopteri; Cypriniformes; Cyprinidae
Product: hypoxia-inducible factor 1-alpha
Biological process (GO): cellular response to hypoxia; regulation of transcription by RNA polymerase II
Cellular component (GO): nucleus
Molecular function (GO): RNA polymerase II transcription regulatory region sequence-specific DNA binding; protein dimerization activity; DNA-binding transcription factor activity, RNA polymerase II-specific
Source: RefSeq, a predicted model, not a curated record